Molecule: messenger RNA, 1140 nt
Organism: Plasmodium gonderi
Lineage: Eukaryota; Apicomplexa; Aconoidasida; Haemosporida; Plasmodiidae
Product: actin-related protein
Exons: 10
Coding region: 1-1140 (379 amino acids)
Source: RefSeq, a predicted model, not a curated record
AUGAACGAAUAUGGUAAACAACUUAUCUCAAAUCAGCCUAUCAUAAUUGACAAUGGAAGUGGAUAUAUAAAGUCUGGAUUUGCUGGGGAUGAUAUUCCUAACCUUGUAUUUCCAUCAUAUGUGGGGAGGCCAAAAUAUAAACGAGUCAUGGCAGGAGCAGUGGAGGGAAAUAUAUUCGUAGGGAAUAAGGCGGAGGAGUACAGAGGCCUUCUAAAAGUAACGUACCCUAUAAAUCACGGCAUUAUUGAAAACUGGAAUGAUAUGGAAAAUAUUUGGAUUCAUAUUUACAACUCGAUGAAAAUAAACUCAGAGGAGCACCCCGUACUUCUAACCGAAGCCCCACUAAAUCCUCAGAAGAAUAAGGAAAAAAUCGCAGAAGUUUUUUUCGAGUCUUUUAAUGUUCCUGCACUGUUUAUCUCUAUUCAAGCCAUUUUAUCUUUAUAUUCCUGCGGGAAAACCAAUGGUACAGUCCUCGAUUGUGGGGAUGGGGUAUGUCACUGUGUGUCCAUUUACGAGGGAUAUAGCAUAACGAACACAAUCACCAGAACUGAUGUCGCAGGUCGAGAUAUUACAACUUAUUUGGGAUACCUUUUGAGAAAAAAUGGACAUUUAUUUAAUACCUCAGCUGAAAUGGAAGUUGUAAAAAGCAUGAAGGAAAAUUGUUGUUACGUAUCUUUCAACAUGAGCAAGGAAAAAAAUUCAUCUGAGAAGGCCCUCACAACUUUACCUUACAUACUUCCCGAUGGAUCUCAAAUACUGAUUGGUUCGGAGAGGUACAGAGCCCCUGAAGUUCUUUUCAACCCAUCUAUCCUUGGGUUGGAAUAUUUAGGACUGUCCGAACUUAUUGUUACAUCAAUAACGCGAGCGGAUAUGGACUUACGAAGGACCUUGUACUCCCACAUUGUGCUGUCUGGUGGCACAACGAUGUUUCAUGGAUUUGGAGAUCGAUUAUUAAACGAAAUAAGGAAAUUCGCGCCAAAGGAUAUUACAAUUCGAAUUAGUGCCCCACCUGAAAGGAAAUUUAGCACGUUCAUUGGGGGAUCGAUUUUGGCAUCUUUAGCUACUUUUAAAAAAAUAUGGAUUUCGAAACAGGAAUUCGAUGAAUAUGGCUCUGUGAUAUUGCACAAGAAAACUUUUUGA